This is a messenger RNA of Penicillium hordei, 1335 nucleotides long. RefSeq names its product pepsin-like aspartic protease. The transcript has 3 exons. Gene Ontology annotation, biological process: proteolysis. NCBI's taxonomy places the organism in Eukaryota, Fungi, Ascomycota, Eurotiomycetes, Eurotiales, Aspergillaceae. The coding region runs from base 1 to 1335 and encodes 444 amino acids. Gene Ontology annotation, molecular function: aspartic-type endopeptidase activity. The record is from RefSeq and is a predicted model, not a curated record.
AUGACGACUAGAAUCAGCCUUAUCGCAAACCCGCGCUACCAGAAGUCCGGCACAAAGUCGUACUUGUACGCCAUGCGCAAGUAUCGCUUCACCCCAACUAAGGGUGGCCCGUAUUUCCUCGGCACUAGAAUGGUACAGACUGGCCGACAGUACACUGAUAAGCCCGUCGGAGGCCGUGCUCGGCUGCAGCAGGUGCUACAGAAGAAGGACGCUGUUAGCGACCAGGUUGGUCAAGUGGGUGCCGACGAUAUACAGAAUGACUCGAUGUAUCUUGCCGAAGUUGGUAUUGGCACACCAGCGCAGACACUGAGUCUGGACUUUGAUACUGGGUCUGCGGAUCUGUGGGCAAGUAGAUUUCUUUCUAUUUUUCUCCGAGUCUGGUCCACGGAGUUGCCAUCUAAGACUUUGUCGGACAACAAGAACCAUACAAUCUUUGAUCCGACCAAAUCAAGCACGUUCAAGGAGAAAGAUGGCUCGACGUGGCAGAUUAAGUACGGUGAUGGCUCUUCUGCCUCUGGCACGGUCGGCAACGAUAAUGUCAACAUCGGCGGACUGGUGGUCAAAGGCCAGGCUGUUGAGAUCGCUGAUAUAUUGUCCGAUCAAUUUGCACAAGGUGCUGGGGAUGGGCUACUGGGACUUGCAUUCGGUAAUAUCAAUACUGUCAAGCCCGAGGCUGUGAGCACGCCUGUGGAGAAUAUGAUCUCGCAAUCCGACAUCCCGAAGUCGGCUGAACUCUUCACGGCGAAGCUGGGGUCAUGGCGAGACUCUGAUGAGCCGGAUAAGGGCGAGUCGUUCUAUACCUUUGGUUAUAUUGACCAGGACACCGUCAAGGCCACUGAGGCAGAGAUCUACUACACACCUGUCGAUAACAGUCAGGGAUUUUGGCUGUUUGAUUCCGCCUCGGCGACGGUGAAUGGAAAGUCUAUUUCUCGGGCUGGGAACAAGGCUAUUGCUGAUACAGGGACUACUUUGGCGCUUGUGGAUGACGAAACUUGUCAGGCCAUUUAUGAUGCUAUCCCCGGGGCGGAGUAUGACGAUAACAGCCAAGGAUGGAUCUUCCCAUCCAACACAUCGGCUGAUAAAUUACCUGUUAUUUCCUUUGCUGUUGGUGAUAAGCAAUUUGUUGUGCAGAAAGAAGAUCUAGGAUUUGCCGAGGCCAAGUCUGGUUAUGUCUAUGGAGGCAUCCAAAGUCGUGGUACUAUGACCAUGGAUAUUCUUGGUGAUACCUUCCUGAAGGCCAUCUAUGCAGUCUUCGAUGUUGGUAAUCUUCGCUUUGGCGCUGUGCAGCGAAAGGAGCUUCACCAAAAUCUCUCUAUGCCUUCUGAGUCUAGCUAG